Dermacentor andersoni is the source of this 882-nucleotide messenger RNA. The record is from RefSeq and is a predicted model, not a curated record. Lineage: Eukaryota; Metazoa; Arthropoda; Arachnida; Ixodida; Ixodidae.
GCAGUAAUAGCAUUCGUUACAAGAUGCAGGAACGCGCCUUGUCGCAGUACAGAACCAUUUAGCGUCCUAUGAGGUGGCGCUCAUUCAUUGCCAUACUGCAGCCCAGAGCUUCUCUCACAAGAUAUUCCUCGCCAGGGCUCGUGGAGUUGCGUCACCACGCGUAGCACGGUCGUUCCACCGUUACCAUGUCGUCCAGCCGUCACUCGUACUCCAGCGGCAAAUCGCCAAAGCGCCCGAAGCAGCAGUCCCGCUCUUCGCGAGCCGGCCUCUCUUUCCCGGUGGGUCGCAUCCACCGGCUUCUGCGCAAAGGCAACUACUCCGAACGCGUGAGCGGCGCCGCGCCCGUCUACUUGGCCGCGGUGCUCGAGUACCUCACGGCCGAGGUCCUGGAACUCGCCGGCAACGCGGCGCGGGACAACAACAAGGCGCGCGUCACCCCGCGCCAUCUGCAGCUUGCCGUGCGCAACGACGACGAACUGAGCAAGCUGCUCUCCGGCGUGACCAUCGCCGAAGGAGGCGUCCUGCCACACAUUCGGCCGGAACUGCUCCCCAAAGCUUCGAGCGCCAAGUCGAAGAAGUCGGACGAAACGGUAGCAGCCAGCCAGGACUUUUAAACGCAGCAGCUCGGCGAAGUGUAUCCGGCCUUUCGUUGCAUUGCGCUUUUAUUCUACACUUACGCAUGCUACACGUCAUAGAUGACGACGCGACUGCGCAUUGUCGUGAUUUUUUUUUAAUGUAUACUUUAUCGCAUUGCAGGUGUUAUUCGUUAUUCGGCACUGGAUGCUGCAAUGCUUACUAUAAUGCAACCUGCUGUCCAAUGUGCUUGCCUCCCUUCUCUGGCGCCGCUGUAAGACUCGUGAAAAUAAACCUUUUAGCCCUAUC